CCCUCCUCGCAGCGGAGGAAGCGGCCGAGAAGCAGGAAGGCGGCCAGAGAAGGAUGCGCUAGCAGCUGCGCCGCAUCCCUCGCUUGGCGCGCAACCCCAGGAACAGCUCGCCGGAGGGAAGGGGCGCGCCGGGAAGGCGGAUUAACGCUGCUCUCCCAAAGCUGCGCUCCAGCAUGGCUUCGAGGAGGAAUAGCAGUGACCCAGCAGACAGGAGGAGGACAGAGAGAGACGGAUCAUCCCUGGAAGUUGCCUCAGAAGACCAGGUGGCACAGCAGACAGAAGAGGUCUUCCAGAGCUAUGUUUUCUACCGAUACCGGCAGGAGCAAGAGCAGACUGGGCGGGAUGUGCCAAUAGAUCCAGAAAUAGCUGUGAUAGAGCCGGAGCCUGACAGCAUCAACAACCAAGUGGGCAGGCGCCUGGCCAACAUAGGGGAUGACAUCAAUGCACGGUAUGACAGCGAGUUCUCUGAGAUGCUGAAGUCACUGAAGCCCUCCAGGGACAAUGCCUAUGAGUACUUCGUCAAAAUAGCCUCCAGUUUGUUUGAGAGCGGCAUCAACUGGGGUCGUGUGAUAGCACUGCUGGGCUUCGGCUACAGGAUGGCAAUCCAUGUGUACCAGCAGGGGUUGACCGGCUUCCUAAGCAGGAUCGCCCGCUACAUGGCUGACUUUGUGCUUAGAAACCGCAUUGCCCAGUGGAUUGCCCAGCAAGGAGGAUGGGCGGCAGCACUGGACUUGAGCAACGUUUACUGGAAGUACGUGGUGACAGUGGCCGCCGUGAUUUUGCUGGGCCACUUUGUGAUGCGGCGCUUCUUCAACCCGUGACAGGGAAGGAGAGUGUCACUGGCCAUUUGCAUCCCAGCCAUUGACUCGCUCCUGGGAGGCGACACUUGUCAAGGAGGAUUCAGGAAACAACCAGAGGAAGCCAGAUGGUUCUUUAUCACCUUCCAAUAUGGCACCAGAUUAUUAACCAUCCACAUGGAGAUUUCAAACACAAGAAAUCCGCAGCAUAGUAUUUAAAAAGGUGGAACUGAGUAUGGGAGAGGAUUUAGUGGAGUGAGAAAACAACAGGUUGAUUACAUUCACAGUGUUGCUAGAGGAAAAGCAAGGGAUGUUGUUUUCCUCCCUGAAAUCUCUUAAGAGGGACAAGUCCUUUUCCAGAACGUUCUCAGGGCCAGCAUACUCUCAGCUUUUGCAAUUCCAUUCCUAAAGAAAGCAGAAGGACAAGCAACAUGCACAGCACUGUUAUUUGCUCAGUACAGCUGUCAAUUCUUCCACUGCCUUGUGCUUUUCUAGUGCUGAAAUAAUCAUGUGGCUGAUUGGGAGAUCGUGUAUCAGCAUGAGUAGCACCUUCUAAGAUUUGUAGAUGUACACCUAGACAAAGCCUAUCCCAGAAGGGGUAGCCGGGUGAGACAAUGUCUAAAAUAUUUCAUUACAGUGGAACCUCGGUUUUCGAACAUAAUCCAUUCCGGAAGACCGUUUGACUUCCGAAACAUUCAAAAACCAAGGAGCAAUGGGCAGUCAGCAAAAUCUACUGAGAAAAUUGAAAAACACACAACGGAAGCUGUUGCGACUUCCAAGGCGCAUUCGAAAAUGGAAGCAAUUACUUCUGGGUUUUUGGCGUUUGAAAACCGAAAUGUUCGGCUUCCAAGACACUAGAAAACCAAGGUUCCACUGUAUAUGCAGACCUAUUUGUCAUCCACCAGAUUAUUUCCUUGAUCAGGCAUAGAGCUCAGUGCUCAUUAGUUGAUCACUCUCAUGUCCUCACUUACUUUUAACUUAGUUGCAGUGAUCCUUCUCUGUCAGUGGAGAGCGCCAGCCACUGCAGAAGUUAUGAAUACACUUCUUUUCAUGCAACAGAUAUCUCUUGGUUCCUUGCAUGCCAGCAUUAUUGCUGUCCACCUUGACCAGGUAGUCUGUAUAUGCAGUUUGGGAGAGGGGCAAAAAUUGUUGAAGGAAUUGGAGAAGGAAUUUUUUUUUGUUUGAUUCCAUUAUAAUUCUUUACCCCUUUGACAAUCACUAGCCCAAAGCUUCAAUUCCCUUUGAUGCAAAUGACGUCAAAAAGUCAACACAUGAAUUGGUACCCCUAAUGUAAGAUAGGGAUGGGGGACUUGUGGACCUCCAGGUGUUACUGGACACAAACUCCCAUCAGCCCCAUUCAGCAUGGGCAGUAAUCAGGGAUGAUGGGAGCUGUAAAAGGGCCACAGGUUCUCAAACUUUGCCCUAAUAAAUGCAAUCCGAUCAGAGUAAAUAUGCAGAAGAUCAGGCUGCAUUUCCUACAGGUUUUAGUGUGAAAGUUGAGCAUGUGCUUAUGUCUCCCACUGAAAUUGGUGGGAUUUGGAAGUGCAUGAUUAGAGCUGUCCUUGACUCCUAGUAAAUGUGCAGAGCUGGAACUCAGCAUUUGAAGGAGUUCUGGUUUUCAAAGUCCUUAGCUGCAAAGUCCUGCUUAGCUGUAAACACACACACACACACACACACACACACACACACCAUUAACCUGUCCACAUUGAUUACUUAACUCUUGUUUUGUAUAGCUUUUAAACUAGGAUAAAACUGCAUUGACUGCAGUGAAGCCAAGAUUUUGAGCACAAAAGGUUCCCUUUUCUUGCUUUGCAGUUCCUCCCUUUACAAAGCUAUAAGGCAAAAGCUUACUUUGUAGCGUCUUUCGUCUCUUUCUUGGUUACCAAGAGCUCUUAAGACAAAUACUUAGAAGCAAUGUAUGCAUUGUUUGUUUUUUUAAAAAAAGUCACACUGCCUAGAUUUCUUCUGAAUGUGCAUGCCAGCAAUAUUUGCUUUGUUUAAAAUGUUUGAUUUGGCAAACAAUAAUUUAACUUUGUCAUGGCCUUAAGAUAUGGCAUGGUUAUGUCUUGACGCAGGCUGAACUUCAUCCCUGUCCAAUGCACUCUUACUUCUUUGAAGUCCCAUUUUGUUUCCAGUGAACCUAUAGUCUGGCGACGAGCUGCACACAUCUCAUCAUUCCUUACCACUGGCUAUGCUAAAACUGGGAUUUGUCUGAGAACAAAUCAGUAGGCUUCUGCUGUGUGUGUUUGUUUAUCAUACUAAAGUGGGAAAAGAAUCUUUUUACUUACUCUCCAGAACAGCAGUUGUA
Zootoca vivipara (common lizard) is the source of this 3105-nucleotide messenger RNA. It is a transcript of the gene BAK1, whose product is annotated as BCL2 antagonist/killer 1. Gene Ontology annotation, biological process: release of cytochrome c from mitochondria; extrinsic apoptotic signaling pathway in absence of ligand; regulation of apoptotic process. Gene Ontology annotation, molecular function: porin activity; BH domain binding. The record is from RefSeq and is a predicted model, not a curated record. Gene Ontology annotation, cellular component: mitochondrial outer membrane. Lineage: Eukaryota; Metazoa; Chordata; Lepidosauria; Squamata; Lacertidae.